CUUUACUCUGACGAUACAGAAGUUUUGGCUGCUGACGGAGUUCGUCAUCGGAAGAGACCUCAAAAAGAAGCAACAAUGGCUAACAGCUGCUGUUAAACAUUACACGAAUGCCUGUGUGAACACAUCAGAAAGUAAAUAUUUAAUGGGGUCUCAGAGGCUAAACAUCUUCGACAGUAGCUGUCUAGCUCGGAGCUAAAGUGAACGAAGACAGGGCAGAUUACAGCGUAAAAGUCUACUGUGGGAUUUAAAGAUAAGUUUGACCUAGGAUGGAUGAUCGAACAGCACUGGACAUUUGGAUCGGAUUGGAAUAAUCACUCGUACAGAUCAUGUUUUUCUGUUAUGUGGUUGAGGGGAUAUAGGGGAGGAAUACGUGUCAUCGAUAAAGCUGUUGGCGCUUGAGAGAUCCAUACAUCCAUUCAUCCGUCCGGUCCGGCCCUCACCUGUUUCAAAGCGUCCAAACAGCACAUACCGCGGACCUGUUGGCUUCCCUUAACUGUCUUGUAGAACCAGUAAUUUUAGGGUGAAAGAGACGUAUUUUUGUCGAGAUGGGUUCGUUGUUUCAGAGUGAAGAGAUGUGUCUUGCCCAGCUGUUCCUGCAGUCUGGUUCUGCUUACGACUGCAUCAGUGAACUGGGUGAACUUGGGCUGGUAGAGUUCAGAGACCUCAAUCCAAGUGUAAAUUCUUUCCAGCGCAAGUUUGUCAGUGAGAUCAAGAGAUGUGAGGAGAUGGAGAGAAUUCUGGGAUAUCUUUUGAGGGAGAUUAAAAAAGAAGACAUUCCGCUACCAGAAGGCGAGGUGAACCCAGCUGCUCCAUUACCAAAACAUGUGAUGUCAAUAAUGGAACAACUACAGAGGCUGGAGCUGGAGCUGAGCGAGGUCACCAGGAACAAGGAGAAACUUCAGAAGAAUCUUCUAGAGCUCACAGAGUACACACACAUGCUGCGCAUCACAAGCAACUUUGCGCAGCGCAGUGCAGAGAGGGAGCCAAUGCAGGCCCAGUAUGAAGAGUUCCCCUUCCUGCAGAGGGAACCCUUGAUAGACUACACCAGCAUGCAGAGGCUUGGAGCUAAGCUGGGGUUCAUUUCUGGUCUCGUCCAAAGAGUGAAAAUCGAGGCGUUUGAGCGAAUGCUCUGGAGAGUGUGUAAGGGCUACACCAUCCUCAGCUACUCCGAAUUAGAUGACGUCCUGGAAGACCCUGAAUCGGGUGAGCCGACUAGAUGUGUGGUGUUCCUCGUCUCCUAUUGGGGAGAACAGAUUGGACAGAAGGUUAAGAAGAUAUGUGAUUGCUACCACUGUCACCUGUACCCGUACCCCAACAGUAAUGAGGAGAGAUCAGAUGUGGUGGAGGGGCUGCGCACACGCAUUCAGGAUCUGCACACGGUUCUUCACCGGACUGAGGAUUACCUGAGGCAGGUGUUGAUCAAAGCCUCCGAGACUGUGUACACGUGGGUCAUUCAAGUUAAGAAAAUGAAGGCCAUAUAUCACAUACUCAAUCUCUGUAGUUUCGAUGUUACAAACAAGUGCCUCAUAGCCGAGGUGUGGUGUCCUAUAGAUGAUCUGCCAGCCAUCCGGAGGGCGCUAGAGGACGGCUCGAGGAAAAGUGGAGCCACAGUUCCCUCCUUUGUCAAUCGAAUCCCAUGUAAUGACACUCCACCCACCCUCAUACGGACCAACAAGUUUACCUCAGGCUUCCAGAAUAUAGUGGACGCCUACGGGGUGGGCAGUUACAGGGAGGUCAACCCAGCUCCGUAUACAGUCAUCACGUUUCCCUUCCUGUUUGCUGUGAUGUUUGGAGACCUUGGGCACGGACUCAUCAUGGCACUGUUUGCUCUGUGGAUGGUUCUUUAUGAGAAUGAACGCAGGCUGAGAAAAACCAGAAAUGAGAUCUGGAACACGUUUUUCGAGGGCCGUUACAUCAUCCUGAUGAUGGGCGUGUUUUCAGUCUAUACCGGAUUAAUAUACAACGACUGCUUCUCCAAAUCACUCAACCUGUUCGGCUCAGGAUGGAGCGUCAAAGCCAUGUAUGACAAUAGACACUGGAGCUCGAAUACACUUCGCUCAAAUAGCUUUCUUGCACUGGAUCCCAAUGUCACAGGAGUGUUUACAGGGCCCUAUCCUCUUGGAAUUGACCCGAUCUGGAACCUGGCAUCUAACCGGCUCAACUUCCUGAACUCCUAUAAGAUGAAGAUGUCAGUGAUUUUAGGAAUAAUCCACAUGACUUUUGGAGUCGUCCUUGGGGUUUUCAAUCACCUGCACUUCAAGCGGAGCUUUAAUCUGUAUCUGAUGUUUUUGCCCGAGUUGCUCUUCCUGCUGUGUCUGUUCGGUUAUCUGGUCUUUAUGAUCAUAUACAAGUGGCUGGUUUUCACAGUAAGGGACUCACAGACAGCUCCCAGCAUCCUCAUCCAAUUCAUCAACAUGUUCCUUAUGCAGGGCGACUCCAGCCAGCCACUUUACCCAGGACAGACCGGCCUCCAGGUGUUUCUGUUGAUAGUGGCUCUGUUCUCUGUGCCUGUGUUAUUGCUGGGCAAACCUCUCUACCUCUACUGGCUACACAAGGGCAGAGGUCAUCUACUUUACAGAGGUUAUCAGCGAGUACGAAGGAACAGUGAAGAAGAACUGUCUCUCAUGCAUACUCAUGACAUGGAGGAGGGAAACAGCCUGGACAGUCAUUCCACCAGCUCUGACAGCCAAUCAGAAGAGUUUGACUUUGCAGAUGUGCUCUUGCAUCAGUCUAUUCACACUAUAGAAUACUGCUUGGGCUGCAUCUCUAACACUGCGUCCUAUCUGAGACUCUGGGCUCUCAGCCUGGCACAUGCCCAGCUUUCUGAAGUGUUGUGGGCGAUGGUGAUGCGGGUCGGUCUACGUGUGGACACCACUGUGGGAAUCGUGUUCCUGGUGCCUGUUUUUGGACUCUUUGCUGUCCUCACCGUGUCCAUCCUGCUGGUGAUGGAGGGACUUUCUGCCUUCCUUCAUGCUCUCAGACUCCACUGGGUGGAGUUUCAGAAUAAGUUUUACAGUGGCACUGGUGUCAAGUUUGCACCCUUUGCCUUCUCUCUCCUGCACAGCACCUUUGAAAACGAUGGGCUCCUAUGAACUGUGACACUAUAGCAGACUCAUCCUGCACCUAUAUCACUUCUUUAAACAUGUUUAUAUGCAGAGAUGUUGCACUAUAUGCUGGAUUGGUACAACCGAACAUUCAUCUGGAAAAGACAGUGACUUAUUUACAUAUUGAGCCUUAUCGCAUUUUUACUUAUUUUGAACAACAAUUUGGAGACAACAGGCUCAACAAAAGGCCUUAAGUUUUAAGCAAAAAAGACUGUAAAUAGAAAUUAGAGUAACUGAAUAGUGCUUUAGCUUUAUCGAAUCUAUUCUGUAAAUUCUACACAAAAGUGCUGGUUGGUUAUAUAUUUUUACCGUGUUGCCUGUUUGCUGAGCACAUUCCAUGAGUUUAAUAUGCAUUGAACCCAAGACAUUAAUUUUUUUAUUUUCUCGUCUGAGAAGAGCUAGUAAAUUCAAGCAUUUUCACAAUGUUUCCGGACCAUGAUCCUGACCUACAGAGUUCAUCCACAUUAAAAGUUGCUACCAUUGAGAUUAUGGAUGAUAUAAUGUGAUCAUAGGUUGGUGAUUGUGGACAAGAUGUCACAAGAUCCGCUCAUGUAUAAAUGUUUCUGGUUGUUUAUAUCAUUGGGGUUAUUGAAGGAAAGUGAUCCAGUUUUAGAUUCUAAUACUUCAGAUCGUCUGACUGGUUAAAUUGCCUCUCUGUUAUACAUAUACGAACCUUCACAGGAAAGCUUUCUGUAUGUCAAAAACAUUUAUAAGCCAACUGUGGCUCAGCUAUUACUAAGUGCCUAACAUGCUGAAUGUAUUCAUUUUGCGUCAACAAAUGAUAUUUAGAUGCAAUUUAAUGACGAAUUGGAACAUAUUGCUUUUCAGGGGAAAUCUUAUAGUAUUAAUUAGGAAUGGUAAAAUGGCUUAUUUUAUUUUAGAUAUUUUAAACUGUCAAAGAUUAAUAACACUUUUUCAUAUUUUUCAAGUUUUUAUUUAACCCUUGACUUUAAUGUGAGAGUGUGUUGUGUGGAUUGUGAGCCACUGAAUUCAUUCCUUUUGUUAUUUAUUAACAGUACUUUGUUGGUAUUGUUUGAUUAAUCAUACAUUCCAUGUUUUGGAUAUAGAAUCUCACUAAUCAGAUCAGAUUUGUGAAGCUGGAGGAAAUAAAGCAGAUUGUUUGUUACUCAAUAAAAUGAUUUAUCUCA
This is a messenger RNA of Triplophysa dalaica, 4252 nucleotides long. RefSeq names its product ATPase H+ transporting V0 subunit a2b (gene atp6v0a2b). Gene Ontology annotation, biological process: vacuolar acidification; proton transmembrane transport. Gene Ontology annotation, molecular function: proton-transporting ATPase activity, rotational mechanism; ATPase binding. Gene Ontology annotation, cellular component: vacuolar proton-transporting V-type ATPase, V0 domain; vacuolar proton-transporting V-type ATPase complex; plasma membrane. The transcript is spliced from 20 exons. Lineage: Eukaryota; Metazoa; Chordata; Actinopteri; Cypriniformes; Nemacheilidae. The coding region runs from base 546 to 3092 and encodes 848 amino acids. The record is from RefSeq and is a predicted model, not a curated record.